AUGCGCUUCUUCACCGCCUUCACCACCUUCGGGCUUAUCGCCUUCGUUGCCGCUCAAAACGCAACUACUACUGCUUCCGCUGAGACGACCGAAUCCAGCGUGGCCACGUCGACUGGCUCUUCCUCUGCCGCCGCCACCGCGUCCCUCAGUCCGCAAGUGAAGUGUCUGCAGUCCUGCGGCUCCGCCGACGUGUGCUGCCAGGCCAAAUGCGUCGGUGUUCCGUGCCCGUCUCAACUCCAGGCGAAUGCGACAACGGAAUGCGCGGCGCAAUGCCCGCAAGGUAAUGGCACGGCUGGCGAGACUCAACAGUACGCCUCCUGCCAGGCGGCGUGCAUCAGCUCUUACUUCUUGACUGCCUCCUCCACUGCUGUUCCUACUGCCAGCCAGACCGACGGCAGCUCUUCUGCCACAGCCACUUUUGGGCAGACCAACGCUGCCACAACAGACGGUUCGGCAUCGGCGACAGAAGGCAGCUCCGCAACUGGCGCAUCAGCUUCAGCCUCGCCCACACAAUCUGGCAAUGGCGCCGACAACCUUCACGUCGGCAGCGUAGGACUUGGAUUCCUCGCCCUCGUCAUGGUCGGACUGGCUCUGUAG
Cladophialophora psammophila CBS 110553 is the source of this 597-nucleotide messenger RNA. RefSeq lists its product as uncharacterized. Lineage: Eukaryota; Fungi; Ascomycota; Eurotiomycetes; Chaetothyriales; Herpotrichiellaceae. The transcript has 3 exons. The record is from RefSeq and is a predicted model, not a curated record. The coding region runs from base 1 to 597 and encodes 198 amino acids.